Anneissia japonica is the source of this 1557-nucleotide messenger RNA. RefSeq lists its product as uncharacterized. Lineage: Eukaryota; Metazoa; Echinodermata; Crinoidea; Comatulida; Comatulidae. The annotation marks the transcript as partial. The transcript is spliced from 7 exons. The record is from RefSeq and is a predicted model, not a curated record.
AACCCCCGAAAGUAAUUGUAACUGAACACCGAGUUCGUAAAGUAGCCUGUGAAAAUGUUGCCGGACAGUCACCUCCAAACCAGUAUUCCUGGUUCAGGAACGAUGAAAUUCUUGACACGUCCGAUGGAAACAAGUUUGUUGUAAAGGGAAAUUUGUUGCUUAUAUUUAACCCAGAUAUUGAGGAUGAAGGUGUUUAUACAUGCAGAGCAGAAUGGAAUGCCAAUAAAGAACACAACUUUGAUGUUAUGAAGAUGAGUUCCAACGAUGUAGAGAUUUUCUACAAAGAACAGCAUGGAGAGGGUACCAGUGACUAUAUAACAAAGAGGAGAGACUUUAUCACCAAAGAACAACAUAAAGAAAACAAUGGUGGAAAUGGAACCGUUGCUUUAACCGGUCGUUGUCUUUGUAUACAUAAGGAAUGGAAAUGCUGGCUUACAUCGUUAUGUUUAUGUAUUAUCUGUCUUUUUAUUCCAAGUGGAUGUUUGUUAGAUAAACUAAGAUGGAUUUUUAACAAGGGAGCUAACAGAAGCCCAACCGAAAAUACAAUUGUUUUUCAGGUACAAUCUCCCCUACCUUCACAGCCACCACACAGCAUACUUAGUACAGAUGAACCUCUCCUUAGCUCAGAAUCCCAAAAGUCAUGUCAUGAUGUUGUGUUAAUUGAGGAGUCCGAAAAUCAACAAGGUCAUGUGGAAGAAUUAAACCCCAGCAUCCAAAUCGAAGAUAUCAGUAAUGAUGAUGCAAUAGUUGUACCACAUGCAGAAGAAAUGAUUACAAGACAAAAUGAAAGUGUUGAAAGUCUGUACCAAAAAGCUUUAGAAUGUUGUUCAGGAUUAUAUUAUCACAACCUUGAUAUGGCUACAACUGAUCGAUUAGAAGUGUUGCUUAACCCAUACACAGACCCAAAACCACCAAUUAAGUAUUGGAAACACCUUGCAAACAAACUUGGUUUUACAGACCAGGCCAUACUAAAUUCUCUGGGGACAUACAAACGUUUCCAUGAGCUUCUGCAAACACAAGAUGUGUCAAUGCAGACAUUUUUAGAAGCAUUGUGGACAGUUGAAAAUGACCAGGCAACAAAAGUUGUCUGCAAGGCAGUGAUCAAGAUGAAUGAAAAUAGAAAAUAAAUGAUUGAUAUGAAUGGUGAGUUUAUUUUUGUUUAAAAAAAAAGUGAUUUAAGUAAACCUCUGUUCACACUUGUCUCAUAAAUAUUGUGAUAUGUCCAUAUAAUUGGUGGUGUCAUAUCACACUCAUAGUGUGACAAAGCCUAAGACAUACUUUUUAUGACAAUGUGACCUGAAUAAACAUGUCAACAUUAUUCACUAGAAAGUUUCUCUAAGAAGGGAAGGAAGUGUACAAAUUUGUAAAUUAAUUUUUCCUAUAUCGACAAACAUGUGAUUGUUUUAUUGACUGAAAUGAAAUACCAGUAUAUUUGUACAUAAAUGUCAUUCAUAUCGAAAGGUCACAGGUACAGUACAGUAUUUGUCACAUAAAACUUCAUAGUGUGAACAUAGCUUAAUUACAUUCCUUGAUAAGAGCUUACAUGUCAAUCAAUUA